This is a messenger RNA of Tribolium castaneum (red flour beetle), 2824 nucleotides long. RefSeq names its product eukaryotic translation initiation factor 3 subunit c (gene eIF3c). Bases 138 to 2768 code for a protein of 876 amino acids. Gene Ontology annotation, biological process: translational initiation. Gene Ontology annotation, cellular component: eukaryotic translation initiation factor 3 complex. NCBI's taxonomy places the organism in Eukaryota, Metazoa, Arthropoda, Insecta, Coleoptera, Tenebrionidae. The record is from RefSeq and is a predicted model, not a curated record. Gene Ontology annotation, molecular function: RNA binding; translation initiation factor activity; translation initiation factor binding. The transcript has 5 exons.
UAUUACCAUAACACUACCAAUCACAAGACAAAAAAGUCCCGAUUUUGACAGUUGGCACAAGUUUUUGGCCAUUUUGUGGUUACAAUCGUGUCGGAAAAUCUGUUAAGUGAAAAAAAGGCUUUAAACACGUAAAAAAAAUGAGUCGUUUUUUCGCCGGUUCGGACUCAGACUCCGACAGCUCCUCCGAGGAAGAGCCAAUUCAGCGCGCGCCAGCGCCCGUUUUCACCUUUAGCGACGAUGAAGAGGAGGUCAAACGUGUGGUUCGCUCCGCCAAAGAGAAGCGUUACGAGGAACUCACUAACAUUAUCAAACAAAUCCGCAAUUACAAAAAAAUCAAAGACAUGAGCAGCAUGUUGACCAGUUUUGAAGACCUUCAGAAGGCCUACGUUAAAGCGCUCCCAGUGAUCGCGAAAGAAGAAUCGGGGCAAACGCCCCGUUUCUUCACCCGUUGUUUGGUCGAAAUGGAAGAUUUCAUCAACGAAAUGUGGGAAGAUCGCGACGGACGCAAAAACAUGAGCAAAAACAACAGCAAGUCUUUGGCUUCAAUGCGCCAGAAGUUGCGCAAGUACAUCAAAGAUUUCGAGGAGGAUAUUGCCAAGUUUAGGGAAAACCCCGACCAGCCGGACGAUGAAGAAGAGGAAGAGAAACACGAGCCUGAGCCAGACACUCAAACUGAAGCGCCGGCCAAAGCUGUGGCUAAAAUUUCCAAACAGAUUGUUGAUGAUGAAGGGUCGUCUGAUUCGGACGAUUGGCCUAGUGAUAGUGACUCGAGUUCGGAUAGUUUUGAUGAAGAUGAAGGGAAAGGGACUAUGAGGGAGCGGUUUUUGAAGAAAACUGGGCCGGCGCAUGAAGAUGAUGAAGAACGCGAUCGGAGGAAGGAGGAAAGGAGGAAGGAACGUAAGGAGAAGGAGAGGCGGAAGGUGAAGAAGGAGGAUGAGGAGGAUGGGGAAGGGGAGUGGGAGUUUGUGAAGGGGGGAAUCGCAAUUCCGAGCGAGAAGCCGAAAAUGUUCGCCAAAGACGCGGAAAUCGACCUAAACCUCGUAAUAAAAAAACUCUCCGAAAUAAUGGCAGCCCGUGGCAAAAAACGCACCGACCGUCGCGAACAAAUCGAACUCCUCCACGAACUACAAAACGUCUCCGACCAACACCAACUCGGCCCCGCCAUCUACGUCAAAAUCAAAUUCGCCAUAAUUUCUGCAAUUUUCGACUACAACCCGAAAGUCUCCGACGCAAUGAAACCCGAAUACUGGAUGAAACUACUCGAGCGCAUGUCCGAAAUGCUCGACCUUCUCCUCAGCAACCCCCAACUCUUCGUCUCGGAAUCCGUGACCGAAGAAACGGAAAACCUGGAAGAACCCCCUUACAAAAUCCGCGGCUGUGUCCUAACUUCCGUCGAGCGCCUCGACGACGAAUUCACAAAGCUACUAAAAGAGUGCGACCCGCACAGCAACGAAUACGUCGAGCGCUUGAAAGACGAGGCCAAAGUCUCGGAAAUCAUCGACAAGACGAUGAAAUACCUCGAGCGGACGAACGCCCCGUCCGAACUUUGCCGCAUUUAUUUGCGCAAAAUCGAGCAUCUGUAUUACAAGUUCGACCCGCGGGUUUUACAGCAAAAAGCCGGGGAAAUCCCCAGGGAUUUGUACACUUCGGUGCAAGAAAUGGAAAAGUUGUGCAAAUUCAUUUACGCGAAAGAUGGCACCGAUCGGUUGCGCACACGUGCGAUUCUCUCCCAUAUCUACCACCACGCCCUGCACGAUAACUGGUUCCAAGCGCGUGACUUGGUCCUCAUGUCCCACCUCCAGGAGACCAUCCACCAUUCGGACCCCAGCACCCAGAUUCUCUACAACCGUACCAUGGCCCAUCUGGGUUUGUGUGCCUUCCGGCACGCGAAUAUCAAAGACGCGCAUAACUGUCUCGUGGAUUUGAUGAUGACCGGGAAGCCCAAGGAGUUGCUAGCCCAGGGGUUGCUCCCCCAGAGACAGCAUGAGCGGAGCAAAGAGCAGGAGAAAAUCGAAAAGCAGCGCCAGAUGCCCUUCCAUAUGCACAUCAACUUGGAGCUUUUGGAGUGCGUUUAUUUGGUCUCGGCGAUGCUGAUUGAGAUUCCCUACAUGGCGGCGCACGAGUUCGACGCCCGCCGGCGCAUGAUCUCGAAGACUUUUUACCAGCAGCUGCGGAGCUCGGAGAGGCAGAGCCUGGUGGGCCCCCCGGAGAGCAUGCGCGAGCACGUGGUGGCGGCGGCCAAGGCCAUGCGCAACGGGAACUGGUCGGCGUGCAACGGCUUCAUUAUCAACGAGAAGAUGAACGCGAAAGUUUGGGAUUUGUUUUAUCAGGCGGACGCGGUCAGGGCGAUGCUGACGCGGUUGAUUAAGGAGGAGUCCUUGCGGACGUACCUCUUCACUUAUUCGCACGUUUACGACUCGAUUUCCAUGGCAACGCUCGCGCAAAUGUUCGAGUUGGAUAAGCCGGUGGUUCACUCGAUUAUUUCCAAAAUGAUUAUCAAUGAGGAGCUGAUGGCGUCGCUCGAUGACCCGACUCAGACGGUUGUCAUGCAUCGAAGUGAGCCGUCGCGUUUGCAAUCACUGGCGUUGCAGUUGGCGGAUAAGAUUAAUAAUUUCGUUGAUUCGAAUGAGAGGAUUUUGGAGACGAAGCAAGGGAAUUUCUUUUCAAGGGGGAUGAAUCAAGGAAAUUUCAGAGGAGAUAGGCAGAAUUAUAGGGGGACCAAUCAGGAUUGGAGUCGGCAAAGGAGAGAUCACAGGAAAGAGUAUUAAGAGUGACAGUCAGGUUGGGUCUUUUUUAUUUGAAACCAAUAAAAAACAUACGAGUA